CAAAAACAAUAAACAUUUUCUAAAAAUACAUACAAACAAAAAGGUGCGUAUCAAACAUAUUAGGAAGGUUGCACAUGGGAAGUCGGGGAAUAGAAAUGGGGGGUGGGAGUUAAAAUAAAUGAGAGAGGGACUUUAUAUGGAUCAGUGAUAAUAACUCAAUCCUCUAUUUGACAAAGAAGAAGGAGAAGGAAGAGGAAGAAAAAGAAAGUGGGAUAAAGGAUCAGAAAGGGAGGAAAAUAGAAAAAAUUAGAGUAUGACUCAGGGUAGACCUGUUUUGUUGUCACUGAGUUGGUUAGUUGGUUUGUCUGUUGUAUUUUUCAUGUUUCGCCAAGUUGGCCAGACUGGUCUCGAACUCCUAGCCCGAAGUGAUCAACCCGCCUCGCCCCCCAGAGUGCCGGGACCACAGGCGUGAGCCACCACGUCCAGCCCCCACAUUGCUUCUGGCCUCCGUGGUAGACCUCCCAGACGGAGCGGCCGGGCAUAGGCACUCCUCACUUCUUCCCAGACACGGGGCGGCUGGGCAGAGGCGCUCCUCACUUCCCAGACGGGGCGGCCAGGCAGAGACGCUCCUCACUUCUUCCCAGACGAUAGGUGGCCGGGCAGAGGCGCUCCUCACUUCCCAGACGAUGGGUGGCCGGGCAGAGGCGCUCCUCACUUCCCAGACCGGGCGGCUGGGCAGAGGCGCUCCUCACUUCCCAGACGAUGGGUGGCCGGGCAGAGGCGCUCCUCACUUCCCAGACGAUGGGUGGCCAGGCAGAGGCUCUCCUCACUUCCCAGAUGGGGUGGCCGGGCAGAGGCGCUCCUCACUUCCCAGACGGGGCGGCCGGGCAGAGGCGCUCCUCACUUCUUCCCGGACGGGGUGGCCGGGCAGAGGCCCUCCUCACUUCUUCCCAGACAGGGUGGCCGGGCAGAGGCGCUCCUCACUUCCUCCCAGAUGGGGCAGCCGGGCAGAGGCGCUCCUCACCUCCCAGACGGGGCGACCGGGCAGAGGUGCUCCUCACCUCCCAGACGAUAGGUGGCCGGGCAGAGGCGCUCCUCACCUCCCAGACGGGGCGUCCGGGCAGAGGCGCUCCUCACUUCCCAGACGGGGUGGCCGGGCAGAGGCACUCCUCACUUCCCAGACGAUGGGUGGUCGGGCAGAGGCGCUCCUCACUUCCCAGACGGUGGGUGGUCGGGCAGAGGCGCUCCUCACUUCCCAGACGGUGGGUGGCCGGGCAGAGGCGCUCCUCACUUCCCAGACGGGGCGGCCGGGCAGAGGCGCUCCUCACUUCCCAGACGAUAGGUGGCCGGGCAGAGGCGCUCCUCACCUCCCAGACGAUGGGUGGCCGGGCAGAGGCGCUCCUCACCUCCCAGACGAUGGGUGGCCGGGCAGAGGCGCUCCUCACCUCCCAGACGGGGCGGCCGGGCAGAGGCGCUCCUCACUUCUUCCCGGACGGGGUGGCCGGGCAGAGGCCCUCCUCACUUCUUCCCAGACAGGGUGGCCGGGCAGAGGCGCUCCUCACUUCCUCCCAGAUGGGGCAGCCGGGCAGAGGCGCUCCUCACCUCCCAGACGGGGCGACCGGGCAGAGGUGCUCCUCACCUCCCAGACGAUAGGUGGCCGGGCAGAGGCGCUCCUCACCUCCCAGACGGGGCGUCCGGGCAGAGGCGCUCCUCACUUCCCAGACGGGGUGGCCGGGCAGAGGCACUCCUCACUUCCCAGACGAUGGGUGGUCGGGCAGAGGCGCUCCUCACUUCCCAGACGGUGGGUGGUCGGGCAGAGGCGCUCCUCACUUCCCAGACGGUGGGUGGCCGGGCAGAGGCGCUCCUCACUUCCCAGACGGGGCGGCCGGGCAGAGGCGCUCCUCACUUCCCAGACGAUAGGUGGCCGGGCAGAGGCGCUCCUCACCUCCCAGACGAUGGGUGGCCGGGCAGAGGCGCUCCUCACCUCCCAGACGAUGGGUGGCCGGGCAGAGGCGCUCCUCACCUCCCAGACGGGGCGGCCGGGCAGAGGCGCUCCUCACUUCUUCCCAGACGGGGCGGCCGGGCAGAGGCGCUCCUCACUUCUUCCCAGACGGGGCGGCCGGGCAGAGGCGCUCCUGACUUCUUCCCGGACGGGGCGGCCGGGCACAGGCGCUCCUCACUUCUUCCCGGACGGGGCGGCCGGGCAGAGGCGCUCCUCACUUCCCAGACGGGGCGGCCGGGCAGAGGCGCUCCUCACUUCUUCCCAGACGGGGCGGCCGGGCAGAGGCGCUCCUCACUUCCUCCCAGACGGGGCGGCCGGGCAGAGGCGCUCCUCACUUCCCAGACGAUGGGUGGCUGGGCAGAGGCGCUCCUCACUUCCCAGAUGAUGGGUGGCUGGGCAGAGGCGCUCCUCACUUCCCAGACGAUGGGUGGCCGGGCAGAGACGCUCCCCACCUCCCAGACUGGGCGGCGGCCGGGCAGGGGCUGCAAUCCCAGCACCCUGGUAGGCCAAGGCAGGCGGCUGGGAGGCGGAGGCUGCCGCGAGGCCAGACCACGCCACCGCACUCCAGCCCGGGCAACACCGAGCACCGGGUGAGCGAGAGUCCGUCCGCAGUCCCAGCACCUCGGGAGGCCGAGGCGGGCAGAGCAGUCGGCGUCAGGAGCUGGCGACCAGCGUGGCCAACAUGGCGAACGCGUGCCUGCAGCCAAAGGAGGAAAAGCAGGCAGCCGUGUCGCGCGCCGGCAGUCCCAGGCAGUACGCGGCGCGGGCGGCAGCGAGCCGAGUAGAUUGCAGCCUGGGCCAUAGAGGGAAAGAAAAGGGAAGGCAGGGAGGCAGGCAGGCAGGCGGGCGGGCGGGCAGGCAGGCAGGCAGGCAGGCUUUUUGUUUUAUUUUUAAAGCUGCUUUUAGACAAGUCGAAGGAAGAAAAAGGAAGGAAGAAGGGGGUAAGGAGGAAAGAAUUUUGUAGACAAGAUGUAACAGAUGUCAACUUUUUUUUUUUUUUUUUUUUGUCUCCCAGGCUGGAGUGCAGUGGCAUGAUCUCAGCUCACUGCAACUUGCCCUCCUGGGUUCAAGCGAUUCUUGUGCCUCAGCCACCCGGGUAGCUGGGAUUACAGGUGUGUGCCCAGGUAAUUUUUGUAUUUUUAGUAGAGUUGGGGUUUCACCAUGUUGGCCAGGAUGGUCUCGAACUUCUGACGUCAAGUGAUCCGCCAGUCUCGGUAUCCCAAAGUGCUGGGAUUACAGGCGUGAACCACCACUCCCGGCCAGAUGUCAAUUUUUGUUUCCACGAUUUCAAGGAAGAGAAAGCCAGUGUGACCAGAGGUCAAAAGAUGAGAAUGUUGGCCUGGCACGGUGGCUCAUGCAUGUCAUCCCACUAUUUUGGGAGGCCGAGGCAGACAGAUCACCUGAGGUCAAGAGUUUGAGACCAGCCUGGCUAACAUGGUGAAACACCAUCUCUACUAAAAAUACAAAAAAUUUGCUGGGCGUGAUGGUGCACGCCUGUAAUCCCAGCUACUCAGGAGGCUGAGGCAGGAGAACUGCUUGAACCUGGGAUGCAGAGGUUGCAGUGAGCCUCCAGCCUAAGCAACAAGAGUGAAACUCCGUCUCAAAAAAAAAAAAAAAAAAAAGAUGAGACUGUUGAGUCAGCAUUAGGAUCCAGAUCUGCUGGCACCAAUUUUAGUGCUCUUUAUACUUUCUGUUGCUAUUCAUUCAUUCAUCCAUUCAUUCAGCAAAUUUAUAUCAAGUAUCUGGUAUGUGCCAGGUAUGAUUCCAAAUGACACCAUUCCCAGAUUAUUCUGAGAAUGCUGCAGUGCCAAACUCUUGGUAUCACAGACUUUGUAUUCUAGUGGGGGAGACAGACAAAAUAAUAAUAUAACGACGAAGGUGCAAUGUUAUGUGCCAUGAGAACACGCAGUCAGAGGAUGGCGAGGAAGGGGAACGGAAUUUUAGACAGGGCGGUCUGGGAUCAGAACCUCCAGAUGCCCGUCCAUGGACUCCAACGAAGGGAGCGAUUCCAGGUACCAGGGCACUCUGCACAAACCUCUCCUGAGCUUCCGCCUAGCCCAGGUGGGGACGGUAGGGAGACCGGAGAGCACACGCAUGCGCACGAAGGAAACGGUAAAGCCUGAAGGGAGGUGCAGAGCGCAUGCUCUCUCUUGCCUGAGACGCCGAGGAUUUUGACAAGGACUCUGUAGUCCGGGAUGAUAGUGCUCAGCUUAACGCCAGUGGGAGGGCGGUGCCCAAUAGUAACUUCCUUUGGAGGUUGCUGUCCCGCCCCCAUAGCCAAUUUUCUACUUCCGCUUCCGGCGCUGCGGCAGUCCAGAUCGAAAAUGGCGGCAGUUGGUGUGUUUUCGGUAUCUCGGCUGCUGGGUCGGUCCCGCCCACAGCUGGGGCGGCCUAUGUCGAGUGGCGCCCAUGGCGAAGAGGGCUCAGCUCGCAUGUGGAAGACCCUCACCUUCUUCGUCGCGCUCCCCGGGGUGGCAGUCAGCAUGCUGAAUGUGUACCUGAAGUCGCACCACGGAGAGCACGAGAGACCCGAGUUCAUCGCCUACCCCCAUCUCCGCAUCAGGACCAAGCCGUUUCCCUGGGGAGAUGGUAACCAUACUCUGUUCCAUAACCCUCAUGUGAAUCCACUUCCAACUGGCUACGAAGAUGAAUAAAGAGAGUCUGGACCACUACCCGGGCACCAGGGACCACAGCACUGGUUUGGACCAUUACUCUGCACAUGGACCAGAAAAAGUAUAUGGGACCUUAAGCUCACCUUCUUUACUUGUAUCAAAUGAUGACUGGUAUGCUGGUCUUCCAUCCCUUUGCUUGUGGCAAGAGAUGGCUUAAAUAAAUAACUUAAACUUA
Messenger RNA from Symphalangus syndactylus (siamang), 4789 nucleotides. It is a transcript of the gene COX6A1, whose product is annotated as cytochrome c oxidase subunit 6A1. Gene Ontology annotation, molecular function: enzyme regulator activity. Lineage: Eukaryota; Metazoa; Chordata; Mammalia; Primates; Hylobatidae. The record is from RefSeq and is a predicted model, not a curated record. Gene Ontology annotation, biological process: mitochondrial electron transport, cytochrome c to oxygen. Gene Ontology annotation, cellular component: respiratory chain complex IV; mitochondrial inner membrane.